Molecule: messenger RNA, 2233 nt
Organism: Maylandia zebra (zebra mbuna)
Lineage: Eukaryota; Metazoa; Chordata; Actinopteri; Cichliformes; Cichlidae
Source: RefSeq, a predicted model, not a curated record
CGGUGAGGUUUUCUUCUCACGGCGUUAGUCCGAAAAAAAGACGAACCGUGAACAUGUCUGACAAGCAAAAAGACGACUGCGGAGGAAGUGUUGCCACAGACAGCAAACCAACAGGUGAAAGCAAGCAAGUAUGCACGGAAAACCAAACAGAGACCGACUCCUUCAUCAGAAGCUACCUGGAUCCUGCAGAGGAGUACAAGAUGGGCAACAAACGACGAGGUCUUGCACUCAUCUUUAAUCAGGAGCGCUUCUUCUGGCGCCUGGGCUUGAAUGACAGAAAUGGAACCGAUGCUGAUCGUUACAAUUUGGAAAAAAGAUUGAAGGACCUAAACUUUGAAGUGAGGUGUUAUGAUAACUACAAGCAGGAGGCAGUCCUAGAUGAAAUCGCCAAAGCUGCGGAGGAAGAUCACUCAGAUGCUGAUUGCUUUUUCCUCGCCUUCCUGAGCCACGGAGAGGAUAACCAUGUUUAUUGCUACGAUGGAAAAAUCAGUAUCCAGGAGAUCACGUCCAAGUUCAAGGGAGACAAGUGCCAGGACCUUGUUGGAAAGCCAAAGAUCUUCGUAAUACAGGCAUGUCGAGGAGAAAAACAUGACGAUCCAGUUACCCCUGCUGAUGCAGUGGAUAGCAAAGUAGAGGUGUUUGUGGAUGCCAGUGCCAUACACACGCUCCCUGCUGGGGCUGAUUUCAUCAUGUGCUAUUCUGUGGCUGAAGGUUAUUACUCACACCGGGAGACUAUCAAUGGCUCCUGGUAUAUCCAAGAUCUGUGUGAAUUGCUCCAAAAGCAUGGUGAUACCCUGGAAUUCACAGAGUUACUCACGCUGGUCAAUAGAAAAGUGUCCAUGAGGAGUGUUCUGAGAGCUCGUGACCUACACGCUAUCGGGAAGAAGCAAGUACCUUGUUUUGCUUCAAUGCUCACCAAGAAACUUUACUUCCGACCAAAAAAGUAACACUGUCACACCUCAGUCUUUCAAUAAGCGGGUUUAUGUGGGUUUUUUUUUUUUAACUAGAUAGGGCUUCUAAACAGGAAUUUACACUUGGCACCAGAUUAUGACUAAAUGUAUAUAAUUUUCUGCAUCACCAUCUGAAUAUGAACACAUGCAAAGUGACCAUCUAAUGCAGUUUAUUGCUUCAUUCAGCGCCUGUUAGGCUCUAUGGGGGUCAUAUGUAAAACAUGUUUCUUUGGCAAAGAAUUAGUGUUGUUCUUAUGGCAAAAAUUUAAAUAACUAAACAGUGAAAACGUGGUUUCCAGAAGAUUAAAACAAACAAACAAAUGAACUCUUUAAUCUUGGUCAGACUUUCCCAGUUAUCUCUGAAUGCAAACCAAUAGUUGGGAUUAUAAUGGAGUCUAACCCAACAACCCCUACAGUAACUGAUAUUUGAACUGUUGUUGGAAAUAGAGAUGCUGUUUUACUUAGCGAGCACAACUGUGGCUGUCUUCUGACUAAGUUGAAUAUCCAUCCAUCCAUCCAUCCAUUCUCUCCUGUUUAUCCAAUUCAGGGUUGUCAGGGCCAGCUGCCAUAGGUCGAGAGGCAGGGCACACCCAGGACAGGUUGCCAGUCUGACUAAGCUGCUUAUGACACAAAAUAUAACAAGAUCUAAUGAGUUUAUAGAGAACAUCCAACUGAAAAUCAGUUGUAUAUACCUCAGGCCUGUAGUUGUGUCUAUCCAUCUUGACUGCGUUAGUAAUGAAUUAAUUACAGAGUUUGGUGAUAUCAGCUGUUGAAACGACCACUCUGCUUGAAUUUAACACAACUAAAUGGCACUUAUCUCGUAAAACAUAAGGACCCAGAAAUAUAUUUCUCAGAUGUCCACUUUCAGGAAUUAUUUCCUGAGUAUUAAAAAGAGUUCAUGUGGGAAUGCCAGGAUGUUCAAGUUAAUGGCUGAGCUUCACUGAUAGAUGGCCACACAUUUUUUUUGAUGAUCAGAUUUAAUUCCAUACAAAGAAAAUAGUUUUUAAAUGUGAUUUGUGGUUUUAGUCCUUUAAGCAUAAUGAGACAACUGACAUUUAAUUUUAUUAUAUAAAAGAGAAGGCAGACAUGCCUGGAGCUGGAAAUGAAGAAAAGGCACUACAGGCCAGAGGAAAACUAGCAGAGAUGUUUUGUUCUGGGGGACAGGGGUGUGUAAAAGGCCACAAAUUUGCCAAAACGGGCAACAUUAAAACUACUGUCAUCGUUUAAAUACUGCCAUUGAUGGCGUAGCUGUGUUAAAUUUGGUAUUCCUGUUAUUUUUUCUA